UUGGAUCCUGAGAUGUAUUCUUGCCGUGGGACCUUGAGGAUUGUGGACCCUGAACUCUGAAGUGUGUACUUGUCAUGGGACCUUGGGGACUGUGGAUCCUGAAAUUCACACUUGUCGUGGGACCCUAGGGACUGUGGAUCUUGCAAUGCAUUCUUGUCGUGGGACCUUGGGGACUGUGGACCCUGCAAUGUAUACUUGCCAUGGGACCUUGGAAACCUUGGAUUCUAGAAAUUGAAUUUGCCGUGGGACCUUGGAAACCUUGGAUUCUAGAAAUUGAAUUUGCCAUGGGACCUUGGAAACCUUGGAUUCUAGAAAUUGAAUUUGCCGUGGGACCUUGGAAACCUUGGAUUCUAAAAAUUAAAUUUGCCGUGGGACCUUGGAAACCUUGGAUUCUAAAAAUUAAAUUUGCCGUGGGACCUUGAGGAUCCUGGAUCUUGAUUUUUGGUCCCGGCACAAGUCUGCCUAGUACCGAUUCGCUCGGAGGAGAAAUAGCGAGAGUCGCAUCAAAUACAUACAUUCUGCUUGCACCUGGGUCGAUGGGUCAGAGUAACCUCUUUGGGAAGACAUUUGCUUCGACUCUUCCAUGCAGAUAAUUUAUGCUAGACUUCCAUAUUCACCAUAUUCACAAUCUACUAUUUUUAUAUUAACUUUGCCUACUUUCAAGGCCCGUGACCGGGAAAAAAAUUGAGCGGCUCACGGGUAAUUCAGCCUUACUUGGAGCGAGCGGCGGGCGGUGGGCUGGCCGGCCGCCAGCUGACCCCUGCCCGGGGCGCCGGCCGGUCACGUGACCUUUCCCGAGGUCACGGCGGGGUCAGCCGCACCGUGCCCCGGCAGAUCGGGUCGAGGCGCCGCGCCGGGCGGGCGGGGCCGCGGGACUUCGGAUUUUGGCGUCGGCAGAUUCUGGUCCUUUGCUGCCGUGCUUUCGCUGGCAUUUUAAGUUUUUCGUUCUGUAGACAAUUCCACAUUCUCUAAACAUUGCUUACAUUUUAGUAUUCUUAGAUUGGCUUUGUCAUCUGGUACGUAGGUUUGCCUCCUCUUAGGGAUUAGUAUCUGGGAUGAUUUUUCACGGCCUGUUAUUCAGGUUCCAUUGCUCGACGAGUUGUUCCAUCUGGUUUGCACGAUGACACUCCGUGCACUACACCGCUUACGGUCAAGGCACGCGUAUUAUAUAGUCCAGCAAAGUACCACGUGCUGUAACAAUCGGCACUGGACAGUCUGCCCAUGGGCGUGCUGACUUGCCAUGUAAAUGGGCAAUCCCCGCUUCUCGUGCUCUAUCCAUCCACAUCCCAGCAUUUCCGCUGUGGCAUAUCGCCUGUGUGUAGCGGCCAGCGAUGGUUCCGCCAAAGACCUGACUUAAUUUGAAACGAAGCAUCAUUGAGAACCAGCACCAGCAGAGACAUAGGACAGCGACUGAUGAGCCAUGGUGGGGGGCUUACAGCUCCAUUCUCAUGCUCUAUCCAUUCACGUCCCAGCUUCUCUGCUUUGGCCCACAUCGCCUGUACGACCAGGUGUAUAGUGACCAGUGCUGGCCCUACCAGACAACAUUUUACGGACUGGGGCGCCCCAUCUCCUACACCCAACACUCGGUGGAUUCGACGGACGCUGGUUGAUCCGGAAGGAUGCUUUGGGUUUAUAGGAGUUUAUGGACGUCCCGGUUGUAGGGUCCAAACGUCAUAAAGACGUCGUUUUAGUUCACUAAUCAGCGUCUGAUCUAACCAUUGCUUCAUUUGCUCCACCAGGCUGGUUGAUAUCGAGUUCUUUAUACAACUAUCUCUUCCAUAAAUGCAGCGCUGUGCUCGGCAAGGUUUUGUCCGGGAUAUCCCCGUUGAAGUAAAACAGAACGUUGCUUCGAUUAUUUGCGUUAUUUAGACAGAUCCAUCAUUUACAUUUUUGAUUAAACAUGUAAGAAACGUACCAAGUCCUAUUUUUCCACAAUAUUGUUUGGAAUCGGCGAAAAGUCUCUAGGCUGAUCAGUGACUUAUCCAGACACAUAGACUGCGAUUUUUUGGCCAUUUCCAUUGUCCAUAGUCGCUUAGUCUCUGGUACUCUGUGGAGCAUAUUGUCCCCCGCAGCCACUCAGUCUCUGAUACUCUUUGGAGCACCAGAUCCAUCAUAGCCGCUCAGUCUCUGGUACUCUGUGGAGCAUAUUGUCCCCCGCACCCACUCAGUCUCUGGUACUCUUUGGAGCACCAGUCCAUCGUAGCCGCUCAGUCUCUGGUACUCUGUGGAGCAUAUUGUCCCCCGCACCCACUCAGUCUCUGGUACUCUUUUGAGCACCAGAUCCAUCGUAGCCGCUCAGCCUCUGGUACUCUGUGGAGCAUAUUGUCCCCCGCACCCACUCAGUCUCUGGUACUCUUUUGAGCACCAGAUCCAUCGUAGCCGCUCAGUCUCUGGUACUCUGUGGAGCAUAUUGGUCCCCCGCAGCCACUCAGUCUCUCCUACUCUGUGGAGCACCGGGUCCCCUCGGAUAAGCACAAAGCACUGCUCACCGGCCAUGUAGGCUGGUAUGCCUGCGACGUUUCCGCGGCCCAUGAAUUUUAUAGUCACAGAGGAGCAACUAUAUUGAUCAGGAGCAAAUUGUACAUAGUCCCGCUUUAUCUCUUUGGCACAGCUUAUGUUUCAACUAUCUUCCACGAAUCACAUGGUCAUUCCGGGUGUUCUCAAGCCUAAAUGGUCUCUAGGUCGCAAGCCGGCAUCGAUCCCUACUUGUAUUGAAGGCUGCCUGCCUGGCUGAGCCACUGGGAGCCCGUAGACAGCCUGAGCAGAGUUAGCCAACCAUAUACACGGGCUUGUCAAUUGUGUUGCCACGAACCCACAGUUGUGAUAAAUCCUGGCCUAAAAAAUAGUUUCAGGGUAGGGCCAGGCACUGAGCGGUGAUCUAUCAAUGAAGGCAGUUAGCAAUUUAACUACAAAACAAACUGUAAAUAACUUACUGCAAAAAGUAACUUCCCCUCUGGAGUGGCGUCCGCUUCAGUAGCAUCUGCCUGUGGACGGUUGACUGGCUGAGCUGGCUGAUUUUCUCUCAUGGCUUGCAGCUCAUUUGAUCCACUAUACGCAGGCCGAUCCUUAGUUCUUCCCUAGACAACUAGUGAGUUUCCAUAAAUGUGCUGUGCAAAGUUUUGGCCCGUGGGGCGGAUCAUGGUCGGGAGUUAUCAGUCUCUGGCUAAACUGGAGUGAUGGGCACUGAGGGCACAGGUCCGGGCGCCGUUCAAUAUGGCGACGGAAUUGUUUGGGCGAUUUACAGAGGUUUCAAUUCAAGAAAUAUUCAACUACAUUGAUAAAAGUAUAGUUACUGCAGGCAGUCAUUGCCCGCAUCGUAAAAUCGCUGACAUCACAGAAUUUCCAGCGUCGUUCCGCAACCAGCGUCACUUGCAUCGACAUCCCGUCGGCCAGCCUAGCCCGCCUUAGCCUACAGCUAGACUUUGCUAGGCUGAAACUUCUUGGCCCCGUCCGAUCCACUUCAUCUUACCUGUGAUCAUUUUUACAAAGUUGCUGCGAUAGGCGUUUAAACAUGUGCUGGAUUAGUUCGCAAAAUCGACAACGUCUAUGAACUUCCUGUGUCAUGAGUCGACGCUGGAUGUUCGCAAGCGCUGCUGCCUUUUUCUGCGCCGAUUCCAAAGCUCUGGUUCGAAACUCGCCCUGGGUCCCUCCGCAGCAUCCAUAGCCGCUUGAAUUUACUGAACAUAAGCCAUCCUUUAGUCUAAUGAUAAUUAAAGUACUUGCGGCAUGAUCCACAACCAAAACCGGCCUUUCGGCUUCUCCAAUGACCGUCCGUUUUUCGCAGGACCCGCCCGCUGCCAGCCAAUCACAGGCGUGUGCGUCCACCCCCCCCCCCCCCAGCCAAUCGCCAAUAAUUAUGGCCGGCUGCUGACCAAUCAGACAUCCUUAGGCCCUCCCUGGGGCGCUCCAACAAUGCGACCCUCUAUUUUCGUCCCCCAUUUAAAUAGAGCUUGGUAUCGUCAGUCAGCACUCGGGUUUACCUGGCCCGAAGCUGAUUGCUCUCGGCCAUGACCCGCCCCGCGUGCCUAUUGACGCUGCUGCUGCCAGCGCUGUGCGCCCUGACCAGCGCGCAGAUGGACAACCGACAACGUCAUGAGAUGCUGGCGAGGGAUAGGAUGCAGCAGCAGCUGCACCGCGUGCUACCCGACCACCUUCAGCCGAAGUUUGACUCUGACGACGGAGGAGACCACCAUCCGGCCCGCACCAGCGACCACUACUGCAGGCUGUUCGGAGGACAUUCGCUGUGUCGGGUGCCGCACACCCGACAGAGCUGUGGCUUCGUGCGCCGCCGCCGGCUCUCUGUGGAUGAGAGCGCCGCCAUGUUACACAGGCACAACAUGGAGCGCAUGCUGGUGGCCCAGGGCCGGCGGCGCGGUCGGAACGGACAGGCCCUGCCCAAGGCCGCCAACAUGAUGCAAAUGGACUCACCCGAUGCCAACCAAUCACAGACGUUUGCGACCAUCCGCUGCAGCCAAUGGCCGGCACCGAUUGCCCGCUACCGACCAAUCGGACGGACACUACCUAAAUUGGACCAUUGCUGGGGUGCUCCAUCAACGCGACCCUCUCUUUUCGUCCCCCAUUUAAAUAGAGCUUGGUAUCGUCAGUCAUCACUCGGGUUUACCUAGCCUGAAACUGAUUGCUCUCAGCCAUGACCCGCCCCGCGUACCUUUUGACGCUGCUGCUGCCAGCGCUGUGCGCCCUGACCAGCGCGCAGAUGGACAACCGACAACGUCAAGAGAUGCUGGCGAGAAGCAGGAUGCAGCAGCAGCUGCACCGCGUGCUACCCGACCACCAACAGCCGAAGUUUGACUCUGACGACGGAGGCGACCACUACCCGGCCCGCACCAGCGACCACUACUGCAGGCUGUUCGGAGGACAUUCGCUGUGUCGGGUGCCGCACACCCGACAGAGCUGUGGCUUCGUGCGCCGCCGCCGGCUCUCUGUGGAUGAGAGCGCCGCCAUGUUACACAGGCACAACAUGGAGCGCAUGCUGGUGGCCCAGGGCCGGCGGCGCGGUCGGAAUGGACAGGCCCUGCCCAAGGCCGCCAACAUGAUGCAAAUGAGCUACGACGUGGAGGUGCAUGACGUGGCCCAGGGCGCUGCCGACCGCUGCUUGGGUGACCACGACUGCAGUCCAUGCCGCAAAGUCGAAAGGGGAGAUCUCGGGCAAAACUUUGCCGCGCACUCGGUGUUUAUAAGCCCUUCCUCGCGAGAGGGCCUGCUCAAGAUCGAUGUGCCGCCAUUGGACCAGACGGGUGGCUGGUUCAUGCAGGCCGAUCGUCUCAGCCCUUCAGAAGUCCACAGGUUCAAGGGAGGCCACGGCGCUGGCCACUACACCCAAGUGCUCUGGGCCACCUCGGAGCGGCUCGGCUGCGGCUGGAUAGAGCACGAGGAAAGGGGAGGUCUCUCGGUCAAACUGUUUUGCAACUACGGGCCUAUCGGUAACAUUAUUGACCUCCCCGUGUAUGUGGCUGGUGAGCCGUGCUCCGCCUGCCCGCGUGGAACCACGUGCUCAACAGAGUACCCGGGCCUGUGCAAGCGACUGUGAGCCGCCGAGCACGACUCGCCAGCAACUGUCUUAUUUUUUUAUAUUCGUUGCGUUUCGUUACUUGUACUGUUUAAAUAUGCCCUAAAAAAUGUUUCCUGAACAAAAUAGAAUAUUGUUUGUA
Molecule: messenger RNA, 5669 nt
Organism: Amphibalanus amphitrite
Lineage: Eukaryota; Metazoa; Arthropoda; Thecostraca; Balanomorpha; Balanidae
Product: scoloptoxin SSD976-like
Exons: 6
Coding region: 4649-5548 (299 amino acids)
Cellular component (GO): extracellular region
Source: RefSeq, a predicted model, not a curated record